AUGGAGAAGAUUAGUGUAAUGGGCGAGUCAAUUGAAACGUACAUUCGACCUUCACCUGAUGACUUCGUCGCUUUUCUGCCCUGGGCUUGCAGUCAACUUGAGUCGGAGUAUAAUGUGAUCAUAUCAAAAGUAUACCAGAGUGAUUACACAAGAAGCUCCGGUCUAAGUGUCCGUAGCAAAUCAAGAAGCAAAAGCAGACCAAAAGCAGUUCUUUCGAAAACCGACGCCGCGUCAGAUAGAGAAGAUAAAACGGUUAUCAUGCACCAAGUCGGUUCCGCUGAAGAUAUUGUCCAUAUUGUUGCUGUUCUCGACAACAAUGAAGAUGUAGUUCAAAUAUCUUUUGAAAAAAAUAAGCAUAUACCCCGCCUUGUACUCAAAAUUAUUGGUUUGAUCAUCAAAUUUCAUCCUCAAUUAAAUUCUGUUAUGAUCAAUCAAGGAGCUGAUCUAUCUACAAUAUAUGAAUUGAAAAAGAUUCUUGUCCUAUCGAAUAUUACUGAUGUUUGCCUUGAUGGUUGCUCUCUGUGUGAAGCCAACUAUGAUAUUUUACUAGAACACGAAUCAGUAUUACGUCAUUUAUCUUUAUGUCGAUGUAAAAUUGAAGAUGAUGUUUUACAAAACAUUGCUAGUAAGCUAGCAUAUCCAAACUCAGCUUCAAAAUCCUUGUCUGUACUCAAUCUAGCAUCAAAUAGAAUUACUGAUAUUGGUGCAAAAUGUUUGGCAAAUGUUUUACGUUCCAACCGAUGCUUAAUUUAUCUCAAUUUAUCCGAUAACAGAAUUACAGAUGAUGGUGGUAUUGACUUAUUGGAUAGCUUACAAGAGUUUUGUUUAACACCUGAAGAAGUAUUGGCAUCUAGGGCUCGUUAUCUAUCAUUUUUAAAAACUAAAAAUGAUUUAAUAGAUAGCACAAUGAAAGAGUUAAAGAUUGGAGACCUAGGAAAAUCACUGGCAAAGAAAAAGCCUGCACGAUCAGUUCCAACUACCGUAAGAAAGAAAGCAAAAGGGACCGAAAGAGAAGGAUCGUUAGUCUCUGUUCCUGAGACGACUGCAAGCAAUAACGAUAGCUCUGAUAAAAUUUUUCAUGACAAAGCCGUGUCUAUAGUUCAGACAUCUUUAGGAGACUUUAGCGACCCAUUUUUCUCGAACAAUACUAGUGUUAAAGAUGAAGUUUUGUACUGCAACGGAAACAAUACACUGAGUUAUUUGAAUCUAGCUUUUAAUGAUUUGAGCUAUAUUUUUUUAAAGAAACUGCUCAAUGUUCUCACUUAUCAAAAAACAGUGGAUAGGAAGCCUCGCGGAUUGAUCUAUGUGUCAAUAGACGGUAACAAUCUGCCUGUGCUGUGUGAUGAGUUAAAGGAGAUUGAAGCUAUUUUAGAAAUGGGUAUUAACGUUCAGCGUAAUGUCACAUCAAAGAAACGGCCACAGGUGAAAGUAUCGUCCAGAUAA
Messenger RNA from Parnassius mnemosyne (clouded apollo), 1443 nucleotides. NCBI's taxonomy places the organism in Eukaryota, Metazoa, Arthropoda, Insecta, Lepidoptera, Papilionidae. The record is from the annotation of a GenBank genome assembly.